AACUCUGAAAACUUUCUCUCUCACUCAGGGAUUUUCAAGAGGAAGAGAGAAAGAGACAGAGACAGAAAAAGACGAGAGGAAAGAAGACAGAAAAGAGAAAAAAACUUUCACAGAGAAAAGAGGACAGGGGACAGAAAAGGAUGGUGGUGUCCCUUUUCUCCAUUGUACCAGGACAUGCGGCUCUUUUCGCUCUCUUGCUGCUUGGCAUUGUGGGAUUGUUUCCGGAGGUCUCUCUGGGAUUCCAGAGUGAAGAUGAGGAUUAUCACAUGCAGGAGAUGUUGAGCAGGGAGCGAUAUUACCGCGUUCCUGUCCUGGAGGAGAGCACAGUGGAAGGUCAUGAACUUUCCACACCACCCAUCCACAACAAGCCCAAAACCUCGGGGAAGCAAGCUGGAGGAAAGACAAAGUCAGGGAAAGCUUCAAACAAGAAGGCUGAGAAGACUGCGAACAGCAUCAGUGAAGCAGAUGGACAUUACAGGUCCGAGAGAGUGGAUUGCCCUCCUCUUGGUCUGGAGACUCUGAAAAUUGAUGACUUCCAGCUUCAUGCCUCCAGCAUGCAGCGGUAUGGUCUGGGAGCUCACAGAGGACGACUCAAUAUCCAGGCUGGUUUGUACGAGGACGAUCUGUAUGACGGAGCAUGGUGUGCAGGCAGGAACGACCCGCUGCAGUGGCUUGAGAUCGAUGCCCGGAGACUCACAAAAUUUACUGGAGUCAUAACACAGGGCAGGAGUUCACACUGGUCGAGCGAUUGGGUGACGUCGUAUCGCGUGUUGGUCAGCAAUGAUUCACACACCUGGGUGACGCUGAAGAAUGGCUCCAGAGACAUGCUGUUCAUUGGCAAUAAGGAAAAGGAGCUCCCCGUACUGAACAAAUUCCCCAAGCCUGUGGUGGCGCGCUACAUCCGGAUCAACCCACGCUCCUGGUACAGUCAUGGCAGCAUCUGUAUGAGGGCAGAGGUACUCGGAUGCCCCUUACCAGAUCCGAAUAAUUAUUACCACCGCCGCAAUGAAAUCACCACCACAGACCAGCUGGACUUCAGACACCACAGCUACAAGGAGAUGAGGCAGUUAAUGAAGGUGGUGAAUGAAAUGUGUCCGAAUAUCACUCGCAUUUAUAACAUUGGGAAGAGCUACAACGGGCAGAAACUCUACGCUAUAGAGAUAACAGAUAAUCCAGGAGAACAUGAGCUGGGUGAGCCAGAGUUUCGCUACACAGCGGGUUCCCAUGGUAACGAGGUGCUGGGGCGUGAACUUCUCCUCCUGUUAAUGCAGUUCUUAUGUGUGGAGUAUCGCUCUGGAAACCAAAGGAUAAGGCGCCUGGUUCAUGAGACACGCAUCCAUCUACUGCCAUCGGUCAACCCAGAUGGAUACGACAAGGCCGCACAGGCAGGCUCUGAGCUGAGUGGAUGGUCUUUGGGUCGAUGGAGUCAGGACGGCUUGGAUAUCCACCAUAACUUCCCUGACCUGAACAAAAUUCUGUGGGAAGCCGAGUCUCGGAAAUGGGUUCCUCGUAGGUUCCACAACCACCACAUCCCCAUUCCUGAGUGGUACCAGUCCAAAAAUGCCACGGUUGCCAUGGAGACACGGGCACUGCUAGGAUGGAUGGACAAGAUCCCCUUCGUCUUAGGGGGUAAUCUUCAAGGAGGCGAGUUGGUAGUGACCUUCCCUUAUGACCGGACUCAAAUCCCAGGAGUUUUGAAGGGGGUCACGCCCACUCCGGAUGACCUGGUGUUCCGCUGGCUGGCGUUCUCAUACGCCUCCACACACCGGCUGAUGACAGCCCCGACACGGAGGGUGUGUCACACACACGACUUCGCCAAAGAGGACGGCACCAUCAAUGGGGCAUCCUGGCACACGGCUGCAGGAAGUAUGAAUGAUUUCAGCUACCUCCACACCAACUGCUUCGAGUUGUCUAUGUACGUGGGCUGUGACAAGUUUCCUCACAAGAGCGAGCUGCCCGAGGAGUGGGAGAACAACCGCGAGUCUUUGCUCGUGUUCAUGGAGCAGGUGCAUCGGGGUAUUAAGGGGGUGGUGAGGGACAUGCAGGGGAAAGGCAUCGCCAAUGCCAUCGUCAGUGUGGAGGGCAUCAACCAUGACGUCCGCACAGCCGGUGAUGGAGAUUACUGGCGUUUGCUGAACCCGGGCGAGUACACCGUGACGGUGCGAGCUGAAGGCUACAGCCUCGCCCGUAAAGUGUGUGAAGUCGGCUACGACAUGGGAGCCACGCACUGCAACUUCAGACUCGCUCGCUCCAACCUGUCACGCAUCAAAGAAAUCAUGGAGAAGUUCAACAAGCAGCCGAUCAACAUACAGCGACCUCAACAGAGACGCCUGGGGACAUAGAGGACACUGUGUAAGGGACUGAAAGAGAAACCAGGUGUGUGCUGGACAUUCUGGACGAAAAAAAAUAUAUCACAUAAUCAAAUAGAGAACUGGGUAAAGGAUGGAGAUAGAGGAUACACAUGAGCUGCUUGGUUCUGUACAAAAUAGAUUUUUUUUUAAUUUCAGGCUGUAAAUGCACUUCAGUGUGCUUCAGAAAGAGCAAAGUGUCCAUUUUAUCAUGACACAAGUGUUUUAUUCAGAAUUAAUAUAAUUACAGAGUGCAUGAACAGAGAUAUUAGAGAAUUAUAAACACCAGAAC
This is a messenger RNA of Neoarius graeffei (lesser salmon catfish), 2640 nucleotides long. RefSeq names its product carboxypeptidase X (M14 family), member 2 (gene cpxm2). The transcript has 14 exons. The record is from RefSeq and is a predicted model, not a curated record. The coding region runs from base 141 to 2342 and encodes 733 amino acids. Gene Ontology annotation, biological process: proteolysis. Gene Ontology annotation, molecular function: metallocarboxypeptidase activity; zinc ion binding. Lineage: Eukaryota; Metazoa; Chordata; Actinopteri; Siluriformes; Ariidae.